CCGUAAGUACAGAUAGACACGGCAAUGGCCAAUCCGACCAUACCGAACCGGUUGCCCUACCACCCGUCGGAAGAAAAAGAUCUGAAUCCGCUCGACCCGUCGGGUAUCACUAUGACUAUGACUUGAAAUCGAGUGUAGAGGGAGAAGGGGGGCGGAGAAGAGACUCGAACCGGGAAUGAAGGUGCUGGUCACGGGGGCGUCCGGAUACCUGGGCGGCAGGCUUUGCCGCCGGCUGGUGGCGGAAGGCCACGCCGUGCGGGUGUUCGUGCGGCGGAGCAGCGAUCUCAGCUCCCUCCCUCCCUCCAUCGAGCUCGCUUACGGCGAUAUCACCGACCUCCCUUCCCUCCUCGAUGCCUGCUCGGGCUGCGACCUCCUCUUCCACGCCGCUGCCCUCGUCGAGCCCUGGCUCCCCAACCCAUCUCAAUUCUUCGCCGUCAACGUCGGAGGGCUGAAGAAUGUCUUGCAAGCUUUCAGAGAGACCAAGACACUGCAGAGGAUAAUAUAUACGUCGUCAUUUUUCGCUCUCGGUCCUACUGAUGGAUAUGUUGCAGAUGAGAAGCAGAUGCAUCAGGGGAAGGUAUUCUGCACAGAAUAUGAAAAAUCCAAGGCUAAGGCAGAUGGGAUUGCAUUGCAGGCUGCAGCAGAUGGGAUACCAAUUGUUCUUCUUUAUCCAGGAGUCAUUUAUGGUCCUGGAAAAGUUACAACUGGAAAUGUAGUUGCAAAAAUUCUGAUUGAGCGUUUCAAUGGACGCUUACCUGGUUAUAUAGGCAAUGGGAAUGAUAGGACAUCAUUUUGCCACGUUGAAGAUGUUGUAAGCGGACAUAUAGCAGCAAUGCAUAAGGGAAGAGUAGGUGAAAGGUACCUUCUCACAGGAGAAAAUGCAUCUUUCAAGCAUGUUUUUGACAUGGCUGCACUCAUCACGAAAACAAAGAGGCCAUGGUUCCACAUCCCUCUGUGGGUGAUCGAAAUCUAUGGAUGGAUAUCAGUUUUCUUUUCUCGGAUCACAGGAAAACUCCCACUUAUCAGUUAUCCAAGUGUGCGAGUAUUAAGACAUCAAUGGGCAUAUUCCUGUGAGAAGGCCAAAGAAGAGUUAGAUUAUAGUCCUAGAAGCUUGAAUGAGGGUUUGACAGAGAUCCUCCUAUGGCUCAAGAGCUUAGGAUUGAUAAAAUACUAAAUCUGGCAUUUUGUUUUCUUUAUGAUUCCUGCAUUUUCUCUAUAGCUCUCCAUUUUCAGUGAACUUUAAAUGCUGUUUCUUGGUCCUUUUAAGCAAGCAUAUCAUAAUUAGUGCCAGAAGAGUACAUAGAUCUCUCUGUCAUACGCAUUCUGUUUAAUGCUGUGUUGAAUCAUAUCCAUCAGAAACAGAAUUACUGUUGUGUAAUUAUGUGGCCAUCUGAAAUGAAAAGCAGUGUCUAAAGAUCAAACCAU
This is a messenger RNA of Elaeis guineensis (African oil palm), 1425 nucleotides long. RefSeq lists its product as uncharacterized. Gene Ontology annotation, molecular function: aldehyde dehydrogenase (NAD+) activity. Lineage: Eukaryota; Viridiplantae; Streptophyta; Magnoliopsida; Arecales; Arecaceae. Gene Ontology annotation, cellular component: cytoplasm. The record is from RefSeq and is a predicted model, not a curated record.